Messenger RNA from Moneuplotes crassus, 674 nucleotides. Lineage: Eukaryota; Ciliophora; Spirotrichea; Euplotida; Euplotidae. The record is from the annotation of a GenBank genome assembly.
GACAAUUUGCCAGCCAAUCAAAGGAGAGCAAAUGUCUGUCAAUAACAUCACUUCAUCACAAGUAAAUAUUCAGAUAAAGGAGCCAUCAGAUUGAUUCCUCUCGAACAAAACACAAUACAUUAAGAACAAAUUAGAAGCGAUGCAAGAAGGUUGGAUCCUCUAACAACUCUUUAGCGAUGAAAAGCAAGAAUGCUCGUUUUAAAUCAGUGAAAUUUCAGACUAUUUCUGGAAUUUUAGUGUAUCUCAAUGCUGGCAAGCUUUCCCAGCUAGACUUGAAGCAAGUCCAGAAAGUAAAAAACCUCUCCUUCUUUAGCAAAUACCUCUCAUUGCUAAAGAAAUAUGCAGGACUUCUAUCUGGGGAUUAUAAGUUUAUCAAAGGUGGGAAAACUCUUCAGAAGAGAAGGAUAAAGAAUUUCAACUUAUCUAGUUACAAGAGAAAGCUUGUAGAGAAGAUCCUUGCACUUGAGAGUAGGCAACUUGAGAGAAAAAUCAACUGAAUUUUUCAUGAACCCAGGGAGUCUAGUUUACCAUCUGCCUCACUUGAGCACAUCAGUAAGUUGCAGAGUCGUCCAGGUACAAGCAUUGAGAUCUAUGAAAGACGUAGGAAAUUUCUACGAGAAAGUACGCUCUCAUAUUGCAAAACUAGAUUAUAAUCCAUUUUAUUUUCAAGCUAA